UGUCUCGUCAUUUGCGGUAAAGUUCUGUUUUACGACAGUCCUAAAUGUCAGGGAAAGCAGCACAGGUUCAGCCGGUGGUGCUGUGAUAUUAGAGGUCAUACAUUUUCAAAAACAAGGAAAGCGAAGCUGCCAGAGCUGAUGCAAGACGUUUGGGGUCAAUCUCCGCCUGCUUUCAAUUUCAGUUUGACACAUCAAGGAAACCCAGGAUGUCUGGAGAGUUGUCCCUCAGCAUAAACAUCAAGGAGCCAAGAUGGGACCAAGGCACAUUUAUGGGGCGUGCCAAACACUUCUUCAUGAUCACAGAUCCCAGGAACGUCCUGCUGUCCUCUGAGACUCUGGAAGAGGCCCGAGUGAUCGUGGAGAACUACAGAGCUGGGAACGUGAAACCUGGCCUGACAGAGGAUGAGCUGUGGAGGGCCAAGUACAUCUACGACUCCGCCUUCCACCCCGACACUGGGGAGAAGAUGUUUGUGAUUGGCCGGAUGUCUGCUCAGGUGCCAAUGAACAUGUCCAUCACAGGCUGCAUGCUCACCUUCUACAGGACUACUCCGGCAGUGGUGUUCUGGCAGUGGGUUAACCAGUCAUUCAACGCUGUCGUCAACUACACCAACCGCAGCGGGGAUGCUCCCAUUACCGUGAAUCAGCUUGGUGUAGCCUAUGUUAGUGCCACUACUGGAGCUGUAGUCACUGCCCUCGGACUCAAGUCUCUGGCUACGCGUCUCCCUCCAAUCGUCAGCCGGUUUGUCCCCUUUGCUGCUGUUGCUGCUGCUAACUGUAUCAACAUUCCCUUCAUGAGACAGAGGGAGUUGAAGUAUGGUAUCCCUGUGACUGACGAGAAUGGGAACAGGUUAGGAGAGUCUGCCUUGGCUGCAAAGCAGGCCAUCAUGCAGGUGGUGGUGUCGAGGAUUGGCAUGGCAGUGCCGGCGAUGGCCAUUCCACCUGUUAUAAUGAAUGCUCUGGAGCAGAGAGCUUUCAUGAAGCGAUUCCCAAUUCUAAACGCUCCGGUCCAAGUGGGGCUUGUCGGUCUGUGCCUGGUGUUUGCAACGCCUCUGUGCUGCGCCCUCUUCCCACAGAAAAGCUCUAUGAGUGUGAGCAGGCUGGAAGCAGAUCUGCAGGAGAGGAUACGACAGACCAGUCCUAACACCACCACUGUCUACUUCAACAAAGGCCUGUAGGACCAGCCAGCACAUCUCACUGCACACAACAUACAGACGAGUGUCUACAUACUCAUAUAUACAAAUCUGGUGUUGUGUGGCCACAUGUGGGAAGGCAAAAAAAUUUUUUUCUGUUGUUAUGUGUACUGCUACAUUUUUUUUUUAUUUGAUUGCAUGGAGUUGCUUCAAGUGUAAGAGUAGAGGAUUAAGUGUUGGGAAAACAAAACACUUUGAGAAGGAAGAUUACUGACAGUUCAUUCUCUCAGCUGGUGCUCCUUAAAAAAGAAAAACAGACUCCUGAGUUGUUUUUUUUUCUUUUUUUUUUGAUUUUUGUUUUUUUAUUAUUAUUUCGUGGUGUGUUUUCCGUCUUCCUUUAUUCAAAACUACCUACAGGGUGGCAAAUUCAUGAAGUUUUGUGUUUCACUCCCCAAUAUUAUUCAUGUUGCAUUCAGGUUCAUGUCAGUUUUAAGUCCUAAAUUAUUUCCAGUUUAGAAUGAAGGCUCGUGCUCGUAAGUGGUGUCUGUAUUUGCAUCCGAAUGUAAUCUUUUUUGCCUUGUGUCCCCUCCCAACCACCACCACUUACAGCUCCUUUUUCUUGUGUAGUGACCGUUAAAUUACUCCAUUAUACUCCAGUUCAGUAUUUCAAACUAGUAUACACUUGUUGUAGUGUGUUACGUUUUUUUCCCACCGUACAGUAAUACUGGAAAAACCAGUGUGUUAAUUAGCUCAGCCAGUUCAGCAAUUGAAAAAUAGCUUCUUUUGUUGUAUUUCUUUUUAACAGGUGCAACUUCUCACUCUCUUCAUCUCUCCUGUAAGUGUACUUAUGCCCCUUCCUGUUCAUAGACCUGGUUAUGAGGUACUAGAUACAUGUGGCAAAGAAAGAAAAUAUGUAAAAGAAUUAUAUUGCAAAAGCUCACAAACCACAGUCUUAGCUUACAUCAGUGAACACUGGUGAGGGUGACUUAGUGGUUUCCCAUUUUGUUGUUGUUUUUUUAAUGCCUUUAAUCAUAUGAAAUCACUCUCUGAACUUGUGCUGUGGCAUAUUAAUUGAAUUCGUGGUUCACGUGGUCGUACUUGUUUGGUGGCUUUUGUCAGGUGGAGGAACAUACUGUGUGGUGUCUACAUGUUGUUGCUAAGAGGAAACGCUGUGAAUACCAUGGACAUUCAUGUGUUUGGAUAUGCAGAGAUAUGCAAAGGAGGCACAAUAACGUAUCGCUGUCGUCAUGUGAAAGUUUUGUAACACAGAUUUUGUUGGAUGUGAAGCACUCACUUUAAUUAAAGGACUGAAUGAGCAUGCUGGGAGAAGUCAAAGCUGCUUCAUUUCAGUUCCUUAAAGUUUGAGAUACAGCGUUUUCAUUUGCAGCAGCUAACUAUAAUGUUGCAUGACAGAAAUGCGCGCACAGUCUUUGUUGUUGCAUCGUUAAAGUGGACAGUUCGGCUGAGAUUGUGCUUUUCUGAUAAACUCCAUUCACAUCGUCAAUCCCAAGCUCAGUAGCGUUGGUAUACGUGAGGAAGUAUCGGCUGAAUUUCACACGAUGUCGUGUGUCUUGAUGAUGUAAGACUAAGUAUAUUUUUAUUGGAUAUAUUUAUAUGAUGCACAAUAUAUAGAACACAUAUGCAUGAGGGAAUUUAGAGAGUUUAACUUGAAGGUGUGCCUCCGGUAAUGAAUCCACCAGAUGGCCCCACAUAUGCAUCAGAAAACAAUGUCAGCUGCUUAUGUAACAGGAAUUAGGGAGGUGUGGUGCAAACGAGUGAAUGCACCUCUGGCUUUAGGGCUAAUGACUUCUCAGACUGGAGGAGUUUUCCUCUAGUCUGACUGCAUAUAGUGAACACAGUCAGUUAUGUUUCGGUGUUUAUGUGAAAUAAUGUUCGGUGUGUGUGUGUGUGUGUGUGUCGGUCACUUGAGUCAUCUCUCCAUCGAGGAUCUGUAGACACUGGAGUGAAGUUGUACAAUCUAACAUUUAAAGGAAAGUGACUGUGAGUGUUAAUGGACUGCAACAGCUGCACAAAGGUUGCAUUUUUAUGAAUCAACUUCUGUACAGACAGAAAUACGCAACGACUGUGUUUAUUAAAAUUGAAGGGUUUCAUUCCAAAGUGCUAUUCAGAUCAUUUUUGAAAAAUGUUGCCACCUGAAAUUUACCUCUCACAUGGAUGGAUAUGAGAGACAACAUUUUGAUAUGGCUCCUUCCUUCUGCAUGAAAAUGUGGAUGUCUUUGUAUUAUUUUUAAAUGAUGGAUAUCUAAUUUUGGAAUGACACUCUUCUUUCAAUUAUCUCUCUAUUGCUAUUUAUUGUAUGUUGUGCUUGGGAUGUUUUCCUGCUGAGGUUCAAACUGCACUAUAUAAUCUUUUGCUGUGCUACUGUAGGAGCUGGCUGGAGCUUGUUUGUUGCUAUUUAAAAGAAGCCUUUUGAAGUGAAUAUAAAAGAUUGUAUUUGUGUAUGAUGCAGAAUAAUGUUAAAUGAACUAUGGUCAUGUUACUGCUAAUUCAUAAUUCAUUGAUUGUCUGACAGCUUUCGUUGUGCAAAACCAGGUAGAUUAAUUUCAGCUUUUUUUCCUUUUGUGUUUUAUCUCUUUGAGUUGUGGCACAAAGGUUUCAAGAACAAAACUGGAGGGUUUCAGGUGGCAUUUUAACACAUUUGUUAACAUGUAUCUCAGCUUGCGACAGUACUGUACCACCAUAACAUGUUGCACCCAUAGAUUUAGCCAAAGAUGAGACGGGUAUGAAUUGUACAGGACUGGGGAGAAGAAGUGUGUUGCUUUUCAUUUCAGCUUUAUCAUAUGGACCUUUUGCCAGGCUUUCCUCAUGUAGUUGUUUUUUUUUGUUUGUUUGUUUUUAACACUCAACAGCACACCAAAUUUUUUCAAGAAUGUGACAAAAUAUUGACAUUAACACACAGAUAACAUAUUGAAGGUAAAUCCCAACAUUUUAGUUAAGUUAAACUUGACACCAGGGGAAUCUGAUGCUCUUGUUGAAAACUCGCUAAUGUACACAUGUAUAAUGUAUGUAAAGACAGUCUCUGUUAUUGUAACACUCCAUUGAUGUUGGUUAUUUCACGUACAUGUAACAUACAUACAGGCAGUCCUGUCAGCAUUGGUGCACAGUGUUUUCUCCCCCUAUUUUGUAUUGUGUCGAAAUAUAUUUCCUUGAUGUGAAAUGUAUUUUACUCAGCAAUAGAGCAAUAGAAUUAAAUAUGUAACAGUAACAACCAAA
Molecule: messenger RNA, 4364 nt
Organism: Scatophagus argus
Lineage: Eukaryota; Metazoa; Chordata; Actinopteri; Scatophagidae
Gene: sfxn3
Product: sideroflexin 3
Exons: 12
Coding region: 207-1175 (322 amino acids)
Biological process (GO): monoatomic ion transport; serine import into mitochondrion
Cellular component (GO): mitochondrial inner membrane
Molecular function (GO): monoatomic ion transmembrane transporter activity
Source: RefSeq, a predicted model, not a curated record